AGUCGGAACUGUACUUUCGUAAGGCUCACUCCAUCUCUCUCUCCCAUCGCUUCUCUUCUCCCCAGAGCGAACCAGAAGAAUCGAAGCACCAAACCUAAACCCUCCGAGAGCGCAACAAUGGCAGGCUCAGCCAUGGUGUUGGAUCCGAAGCCCUUGCCGGAGCCACCGGCAUCGAUCCCCUCCAUAAGAUCCGACCUCCAGGGCUACAUCGAGCAGAGCCAGGCCUCCGACGAGGACGAUCUCUACAGCCGCCUCAAGUCCUACCAGCGGCAGCUUGAGUUCAUCGACAUCCAGGAGGAGUACGUCAAGGACGAGCUGAAGAAUCUGAAGCGCGAGCUCCUCCGCGCCCAGGAGGAGGUCAAGAGGAUCCAAUCGGUGCCGCUCGUCAUCGGGCAGUUCAUGGAGAUGGUCGACCAGAACAACGGGAUUGUGGGCUCCACCACCGGCUCCAAUUACUAUGUUAGGAUUCUCAGUACCAUUAAUCGGGAGCUCCUCAAGCCUUCCGCUUCCGUCGCCUUGCACCGCCACUCCAAUGCCCUCGUCGACGUUCUGCCUCCGGAGGCCGACUCGAGUAUUUCUCUCCUCAGCCAAUCCGAGAAGCCUGACGUCACCUACUCUGAUAUUGGAGGAUGUGACAUUCAGAAGCAAGAAAUUCGAGAAGCAGUAGAACUGCCGCUUACUCACCACGAGUUAUACAAACAGAUUGGAAUAGAUCCCCCACGUGGUGUAUUACUCUAUGGUCCACCUGGAACUGGUAAAACCAUGUUAGCAAAGGCUGUUGCUAAUCAUACAACUGCUGCCUUCAUCAGAGUUGUUGGUUCAGAAUUUGUUCAGAAGUAUUUGGGAGAGGGUCCACGAAUGGUUCGUGAUGUUUUCCGUCUUGCUAAGGAGAAUGCUCCUGCCAUCAUCUUUAUUGAUGAGGUGGAUGCUAUUGCUACUGCAAGGUUUGAUGCUCAAACUGGAGCUGACAGAGAAGUUCAGCGAAUCCUUAUGGAGCUCCUUAAUCAGAUGGAUGGGUUUGACCAGACAGUGAAUGUUAAGGUUAUUAUGGCUACUAACCGAGCAGACACCUUGGAUCCUGCACUUCUGCGUCCUGGAAGGCUUGAUCGAAAGAUUGAGUUUCCUUUGCCUGAUAGGAGGCAGAAAAGACUUGUUUUCCAGGUUUGCACUGCUAAAAUGAAUUUGAGUGAUGAGGUAGACUUGGAAGAUUAUGUCUCUCGGCCAGACAAAAUCAGUGCUGCUGAGAUUUCUGCUAUAUGUCAAGAAGCAGGAAUGCACGCAGUUAGAAAGAAUCGGUAUGUCAUACUCCCAAAGGACUUUGAGAAGGGUUACCAAACCAACGUGAAGAAGCCCGACACUGACUUUGAAUUCUACAAAUGAUCGGUGCUGGAAGCUCAUAUUAUAGUUCCGUUGCUCGGGUUUAUAUAAGAUGCUUUGUUAUGUUUAAUUUGCUCACAAUCACCACGCAUCCGGAGAUAUUGGUUUCGUUCCUUUGAACAAUUGUAGCUCAAUGUAGGGAUGUCCUGUACGACAUUCCCAGUUAUUGUGGCGAUGAUGUCUAACUUCGAGCUAUGGAGUGGUUUUAUUUUCUACUUGUACGACAUUCCGAGUUAUUGUUUAGGGAAAACUGUAACAUAGUAAUACUGAAAUUUACUUUCGGUUCUUACUGUUUGUAGUAGUGAUGGCACAUUUUGCAGA
Malus domestica (apple) is the source of this 1698-nucleotide messenger RNA. Its product is annotated as 26S proteasome regulatory subunit 6B homolog. Gene Ontology annotation, biological process: proteasome-mediated ubiquitin-dependent protein catabolic process. The record is from RefSeq and is a predicted model, not a curated record. Gene Ontology annotation, molecular function: ATP hydrolysis activity; ATP binding; proteasome-activating activity. NCBI's taxonomy places the organism in Eukaryota, Viridiplantae, Streptophyta, Magnoliopsida, Rosales, Rosaceae. Gene Ontology annotation, cellular component: proteasome regulatory particle, base subcomplex.